CACAUCGGAUCAAGAUGAAUUUGACCAGGUAUGGAAUGGUUUGAUGGACGACAUCACUACAAGAGCUUCUAUGGGAUCUGACACGCUUAAGUACGCGACAGGGGAAAGAAAUGUCUCAAACAAUGAAACAAUAUAUGCAUGGAUGCAGUGUACACCAGAUAUGUCACAUAGCGAUUGCGCUUAUUGUCUGAGAGACACUGUUAGUUAUUUCCUUAGUUGCUGCCAUGGGAAACAAGGAUUUUACAUUCUUACUCCGAGCUGUAUGUUUAGGUGGGAUUUGUAUCCCUUUUAUAAAGUUGUUGCAGAUGGUUCUUCACCACCUGUUCUGUCACCAACUAAUUCAACUACUGGAGGUAUACGUCUUGAAUUAUUGCACAGUUAGCAUAUUCUAAUCAAGAACAUAAUCUUGAUUUAUUUUU
Tripterygium wilfordii is the source of this 419-nucleotide messenger RNA. RefSeq names its product putative cysteine-rich receptor-like protein kinase 30. The record is from RefSeq and is a predicted model, not a curated record. The transcript has a single exon. Lineage: Eukaryota; Viridiplantae; Streptophyta; Magnoliopsida; Celastrales; Celastraceae. The coding region runs from base 44 to 382 and encodes 112 amino acids.